This is a messenger RNA of Cuscuta campestris, 1526 nucleotides long. The record is from the annotation of a GenBank genome assembly. NCBI's taxonomy places the organism in Eukaryota, Viridiplantae, Streptophyta, Magnoliopsida, Solanales, Convolvulaceae.
AUAUCCUCAGCGUUCUCCAACGGAUUUAUUUUCCUCAGCCUAUUUAAUCCCUCAUUCUCCUUCAUUUCUAAUACAUCUCUUGCACUCCAAAAAUAUUUCUUGAGCUAUACUCAUCCCUUGCUUCAUCUUCCUCAUCAAAAUAUUAUUUUUUGAGAGUUAGAAAUAUUUUUCUUUGAGUGCUUAAAGAAGUUGUCAUCCAUAGAGCUUUAAUUCUUCAACACUACUUUGCUCAAUUUUAGAAUGAGUCAAGCAGCAGGCAACGAUGGACAGGCUGUCCCACAUGAGGGGCCUGAGCACGUGAGCGUGCACACAGAAGCAUCGAGCUUCACACCCCAGCAGGUCCUAGAGCAGCAGUUGGCUGGCGCAUAUGUUCCACCUCCGCCACCACCGCCACCACCGGUGGCUGUGGUCACCAUCGAGAAGCUCCGGAAGAACGGAGCUGAGGAAUUCUUAGGCGACCAGAUCGCCGACCCCAUGAUCGCUAAACGAUGGUUUGAGCGAAUCGUACGAGUUUUGGGAAACCUUAGGGUUCCACAAGAUCAGCGCGGCGACCUCGCAGUCGCAUUACUUCAGGAUUCCGCCUACGACUGGUGGAAACGCGUGGGAGCAGACGUCCCUGAGCCCGUGCAGUGGCCCACAUUCGAUCGACUCUUCCAUGAAGAGUACAUUCCAGAGCACUUCGUCGAGGCGAAGCGAGAGGAGUUCUUGAAAUUCACCCAGGGCGAACUCACACUACCUGAGUAUCGUCAAAAGUUUGACGAGCUCGCAGGAUUUGGGCAAGACCUCGUCCCAACCAUGGAGAAGCGGUGCAAGCGCUUCGUGGAGGGUCUACGCCCCGACUUAUCAGCGCAUCUGAUCACUGCUCCUCGGGUUGACAUCAAUGCACUGUUCAAGCAUGCGUUGGACAUGAAUGCAGCCCUCAUCAAGAAGGCCGAGUACGAGCAGGCCCAGACGACGCAUCCUCGUCCACCUCCUCCUAGCUCAAGCAGCAAGGGGUAUCCCUCCGUGCCAAGCAGCCCGCACACAAGCAAGAAUACCAAGUCAACACAUGCCCCGUCACCAGUGCCUACACAGGAAAGCGGGAAGAACCCGAGUAAGAGUAGAUAUCGGUACUCAAUCAGCACCCUAUGCGGUCGAAGGCACCCCAGAGAGUGUUGGUUUACUCAGGGCUUAUGCCUAGGGUGUGGUCAGGCCGGGCAUUUCCGUAGGGACUGCCCGACAAACCCUGGCGAGGCGUUUACGACAGAAACCGAAGCUCUAGCCCCAGCCGCCCAGCCCGCUCGGAGCCAAAGAUCGAUAGCAGCGUCCAGCCAGCCCAAUAGGCCGACGCUGAGUCUGGAGAGGCUUCAGCUCGCACAAACGCAAAGCGCGGACGCAUUGAGUAGUUCGCACAUGACGUAAUCAUGGUGAUCAAUGACUAGGUAAAUUUUGAGGACGAAAUUUUUCUUAAGGGGUGCAUAAUUGUAACGCCCUACAACCGGUCUAUUAGAACUGAUUGUUUUAAAUAAUUAAUUACUGUUCCGGUC